Molecule: messenger RNA, 2256 nt
Organism: Stegodyphus dumicola
Lineage: Eukaryota; Metazoa; Arthropoda; Arachnida; Araneae; Eresidae
Source: RefSeq, a predicted model, not a curated record
AUGGCAAUGAUCAGGCAAUUAGGCAAACCUACACUUUUCUUAACAGUAUCUGCAGGUGAAAAGAUUUGGCCAGAAUUAUUACAGUGUUUAAGUACAUUAAAUAUGAACAAAACAAUUUCGAUUGAAGAGGCAUUACAUUUAGAUGACGCAGAAAAAUCAGAAUUAGUUACGCGAGAUCCAGUAACCUGUGCGCGGUACUCCGAUUACAAAGAAAAUAAAUUACUAUUACUUUUAAACAGGGAUAACAGUGUUUUUGAUGAAUAUUUAAUUGAAGAUAGUUAUGAACGGGUAGAGUUUCAAGUACGUGGAUCUCCGCAUGAGCACAUUUUUUUUUGGAUUAAAGAUGCGCCCAUAUAUGAUCCAACCAACUGCGAAAGCGUAAAAGAAUGUAUUCAAUUUAUAGAUAGAUUUAUAGCUUGUAAAUAUGAUAAAAAUGAUGUUUUUAUGACAGUUCAACGUCAUAGACAUACUCAUACAUGUUACAAAGGUACAAAAAGUAAAAUGAAAUGUCGAUUUAAUUUUCCACAGCCUAUUAUGAAUAGGACAAUGAUUUUGGAUCCGUUAAAUAAUGAUGAUAAGAGUGAUAAAAUUGGAAAAACUUUGUCUGAAAUUCGAAAUUUAAUGUUAUAUUUUUCAAAAAAACAAGAACUUGUUUCUUUUGAAGAUAUUUUAAUAAAAUUAAAAAUAACAGAAGACCAGUAUAUUGUAGCUUUAAGAAGUUCAUUAAAAAGACCACAAGUAUUUUUAAAACGUAGUAGUUUAGAAGUAAAUAUUAAUUGCUAUAAUAAAACCAUAUUACAUUUAUUUGAGGCUAACAUAGACGUACAGUUCGUUUUAGAAGUAUAUGGAAUAGCAUCGUACAUAAUUAACUAUGUUGGAAAAGUAGAUGCUGGUCUGUCUAAACUUUUACGUGAUGCCGAAUCUGAUGUUAACAGUGGUAAUAUCAAUGUAAAAGAAAAAUUUCGAAAAAUAACUAACAUAUUUUUGAAUAAUAAUUUAAUGUGGGCACAAGAAGCGGCAUAUCACGUUUUAUCGUUGCCAUUGUCAAAAAGCAGUAGGCAAACAAUUUAUAUUAACACAAGUCCAAUAAAUGAACGCGCCUUAAUGUUAAAAAGUCCGACUGAAUUACGAAAGUUGAAUUCUGAAUCGAAUGAAAUAUUCAUGGAUAACGUCGUAACAAAAUAUGUCAAUAGACCGCCAACACUAGAAAAAACAUGUUUAGCAGAUUUUGUUUCUAGUUAUUCAAAACGAAAAAUUCAAAGUAAUGGCAAUGAUGAUGAAUUAAUUGAAUACCGACCAAAAGAAAAAGUUGCAAUUAUUAGAUACAGACGGUAUAAGUUAGAUCAAGACUCGUUCAAUUAUUAUCGCAAACAAAUUCUGUUAUUUUUAGCCUGGAGAAAUGAAGCUUAUGAAGUAGAAAAUGUGGAUACGGAAAACGUUUACCUUGAUAAUAUAGAAAUAAUCGAACACAAUCGACAAAAAUAUUCGAUUAUAGGAGAUGAUGUAUUAGAUAGAGCUUUAGAAAAUGUUCAGAAUGAAAUUCAGCACGUACAAGAUGAAGAAAUUAAUAGUUUCUUAGCUGAAGAAUUACCUGGCCACCAGCAAAUUGAUAUUUUACAACAAGAUGGAAAAGAAAUUUGUAAAGAUAAAUUUUACAAUCGUUUUAUAUGCCCUAAACGAGUAUCACCUAAAGAACUGUUAAAUAUAAUGUCGAAGUUGAAUAAUUUGCAACGAGACUUUGUGAUGCACGUGUUGAAUAGUUUCAAAAGACACAAAUUACCAUUAAAAAUAUUUUUAAGCGGUUCGGCUGGAGUUGGGAAAUCGACAAUAAUUAAAUGCAUUUACCAAAUGAUUACUAAUUACCACGACAAUUUACCUGGUUCUGAGAAAGAUAAAUUAGCUGUUUUAUUAUGUGCCCCUUCUGGUAAAGCUGCCUUUUUAAUAAAUGGAAUAACAUUACUCACUGCUUUUGCUCUACCCGUAGUACAGUUUGGUGGCCGAAUGCCUGAACUAUCUGCUGAUUUAGCAAAUAAUAUUAGAGAAAAAUUGUUCCAUUUAAAAUUAUUAAUUAUAGAUGAGAUUUCAAUGGUAGGUAGUACACUUUUAAGUCGUGUAGAUACCAGAUUGCGACAAAUACGAAGAAUAAAUAAGCCUUUUGGUGACUUAUCAGUUAUUGUAGUUGAUGAUUUGAAUCAGUUACCACCUGUAAUGGAUUCACCUAUUUAUAAAAUAGGUGAAUCCAUUACAGGUGAAUGA